Anthostomella pinea is the source of this 2100-nucleotide messenger RNA. NCBI's taxonomy places the organism in Eukaryota, Fungi, Ascomycota, Sordariomycetes, Xylariales, Xylariaceae. The record is from the annotation of a GenBank genome assembly.
AUGUCGCAGAACAAACGUGGUGGCGCUGCCUCCAAAGGCAAGAAUUCGGGCAGAGCAACAGGCGAAGAGAAGAGAGAGGAUGUCCUUCAAGCUGUGGUCAUCGCAGACGCUUUCCAGACAAGAUUCAUGCCUUUCGCGGUAGAGAAACCUCGGUGUCUUCUACCUCUCGCAAACACGCCGCUCAUCGAGUACACCCUCGAGUUCCUCGCCAUGAACGGCGUGCAAGAAGUAUAUAUAUACUGCGGCGCACACCACGAGCAAAUAGAACGCUACGUCCACGACUCACGAUGGUCGCCCAUAUCCAGAUCAUGUCCCUUCUCGACCGUCGAAUUCAUACGCGUUGCCGAUGCCCGCUCCAUAGGCGACUUCCUGCGAGAUCUGGACAAGCGAAGCUUGAUUGACGGAGACUUCAUUCUCGUACACGGCGACCUCGUCGCAAACCUUUCUCUUGACGCUCCACUGGCCGCACACAGAGCUCGAAGGGAAGCGAAUCGAGAUUCCUGCAUGACCAUGAUCCUACGAGAAGCUGGAGAGGAUGAACACAACACUAAAGCCAAGGUCGUUACACCGGUAUUCGUGGUCGAUCCCAGAAAGAAGCGAUGUCUGCAUUACGAAGAGAUGAAUCCGUUCCAAUCCGAGCACUAUGUUGGUCUCGACCCUUCAAUCUUAGAGGACCCCGAGGUCGAGGCACGCACAGACUUGGUCGACGCCGAGAUCGAUAUAUGCACACCAGACAUUCUCGCUCUAUGGUCCGAGAGCUUCGACUACGAAUUACCGCGCGCAAACUUCUUGCACGGCGUGCUGAAGGACUGGGAACUCAAUGGCAAGAUGAUACACACCGAGAUUGUCAGCGAGGGUUACAGCGCAAGAGCCGACAACCUCCGAAUGUACGACGCCAUUACUCGGGACAUAUUGAGCGGCUGGACAUAUCCUUUUACGCCCGACUGCAAUCUAUUGAAGGGCCAGACAUAUCAGUUACGAGAUGACCAUGUCUACCAAGAAGAAGAUGUCAUCGUCGAGAACAGUAGCGAAAUUUCCGACGCCGUCCUUGGACGGGAUACCCAGGUUGGAUCCAACACCACAAUAAGCAACAGCGUCAUAGGCCGGAACUGCAAGAUUGGCAGCAACGUGCGCAUCACGGACAGCUUCAUAUGGAACGAUGUUAGUAUCGACGAUGGGGCGACCGUGGAACAUGCAGUGGUCGCGGAUAUGGCCACAAUCGGCAAGGACGCCACAGUCAGUGAGGGCUCUCUGGUAUCCUUUGGAGUCCAAAUCGACGACAAAACCCAGUUCAAUACCUCAACGUUCCGAGACGCAGAAGAUGACGACGCUGAAACAGACGAUCUGUCGAGAUUGCAAAAAUCCCUCGUCUACUCCUUGGAAGAGUUCGACAUAGACGGCUCCUCGGUUUCGACCCUUGCAGAUGAAGACUAUCUGUCAGACGAUGACUCUGCUGCGUCCUUGACACCCAUUCACCCUGCCUCUCGAUCCCGUCUUUCCUCCUUUGCCUCAGACGAUUCAGGGGCACCAAACUUUCCUUCCUUUCAUGCCGACGCAGUCCACGGUCUUCUGGAGGUUCUGCGUGGUGUAUCGGGGAGUUUUGACUCGGAGAAGCUCGAAUUUAUGUCACUUCGACUCGCCAAUAACGCGUCUGAUGCAGCAAUGCGAAGAGCUGUCGCAACAGCAUUCGUGCGCCGCAGUGUUGAUCUCAUGAAUGCCGAGCAAGGCGGUCUCGAACCAGCAAAAGCUGCCAAACAAGCGCUCACAUCCCGAAAAGGGGCUACAGAAUUCGUGGCAGAUGUCGGCGUCGGAGGUGAUUCGGUCGUAGAGCAGGUCGAAUUCGCCCUAGCCGUGCAAAGAGCGUGUGUCAGUAGCGCCAAGGUCAUCGAGAUCACCAAGGCUGGAAACCUCCUGGCCGCUGUCCUACAGCAAAUGUACGAUCUCGAUAUCUUGGAGGAGGAAGGCAUCGUGGCAUGGUGGGGUGACGAUAGGGGCAAAGAGGGCAAGGAGGGCGAUGCCAUGGCGACUGUGAGGGAUAAGUGCCAGGCGUUGGUAGAGUGGCUGGAAAAUGCCGAAGAGGAAAGCGAGGAUGAUGAAUAG